This is a messenger RNA of Colias croceus (clouded yellow), 1046 nucleotides long. Its product is annotated as mpv17-like protein 2. Gene Ontology annotation, cellular component: membrane; cytoplasm. The coding region runs from base 128 to 763 and encodes 211 amino acids. The transcript is spliced from 2 exons. The record is from RefSeq and is a predicted model, not a curated record. Gene Ontology annotation, biological process: mitochondrial ribosome assembly. NCBI's taxonomy places the organism in Eukaryota, Metazoa, Arthropoda, Insecta, Lepidoptera, Pieridae.
UUGGCUGAAAUUGGUCCCUAGAAUUUGUAGUUUAUUUUUUCACGUUAAAUUUUUAGGUUAGGUUAUGUAUUUUUGUGAAGUGUGGGCAAAAAAGCAAUACAUAUAUUAAUUAAAUACUAUACAUACAAUGCAAGCCAUAGGUGUUACUUGGAGAAAAAUAGCAACAAACAUACGGAAAUCCAGUUCAAUUACAAGGUUAAGGAAUAUAGGGACGGUUGCUUUCAGUAAUAAAUAUUUGCUGUACACAAAUGUGACCAUUUCUAUAAGUUUAUCUGCAGUGGGUGAUUUAUUAGAACAGACCUAUGAAGUGUAUACAGAAGAUAUGGAUAAAUAUGACUUCAAACGGACUUUGCAUAUGGGAUUCUCUGGUGCGGCCGUAGGAGUGCUGUGUCACCACUGGUAUAAAGUGCUAGAUAGGUUUAUUAUAGGCAAGACUACAGACAUGGUGAUAAAGAAACUACUUUUAGACCAAGUGAUAUUCUCUCCAAUAAUGAUAGUCACAUUUUUUGGAAGCUUAGCCCUGUUAGAAGAUAAUCCUGUAGAUAAUUUUAAAGACGAAGUAAAAGAUAAAUUUGUCACACUUUACAAAGCGGAGUGGAUGGUGUGGCCGCCGGCACAAAUAAUUAACUUUUAUUUCCUGCCAACUAGAUUUAGAGUUUUAUACGAUAAUACAAUAUCUCUAGGAUAUGACAUUUAUACCUCACAAGUCAAGCAUGGCAAAAAUUUUAGAAGUAAUAAUGCUACUGACAAAAAAUUGUCUUGAUGUUCAAUGAAUUGUUAGUUAAUUAAUUAUUAUUAUUUAAUUGUUUACUAAAUGUAAUUACUUUGUACAUUGUUCUCAAUGGCACAUUAUUGUGAUAAUGUCAUAAUAGUCAAUUGCUAGGGAUGUAAAUAAAUAUUAUUAAGAACUAUAGCUCAGCUGCUGUGAUCAUGUACAAUAUAUUUUAUAUUUUCAAUAAUAGAUAUUUGUUACUAAGAUAUGAAAUAUCAAAUAUUGUUACAAUAGAUAGGUACAUAUCAAAUAUACAAACUAAUUAAUUGUUAAA